Messenger RNA from Solanum dulcamara, 2044 nucleotides. RefSeq lists its product as uncharacterized. The transcript is spliced from 8 exons. Bases 249 to 1097 code for a protein of 282 amino acids. Lineage: Eukaryota; Viridiplantae; Streptophyta; Magnoliopsida; Solanales; Solanaceae. Gene Ontology annotation, molecular function: RNA binding. The record is from RefSeq and is a predicted model, not a curated record.
CUUCAUCAUCAUCCGUCUUUACGAAAACGCGUACUCCCUUUGGCCCCACACGUUUUCCUCUCUCUCUCUCUCUCUCUUUCUUUCUAUCCCUCCUCUGCAAUUCCCAGGGGUUUUCCUAGUUUUUACCCUCUACUGCCACCUCACUCAUCCUCUCUUUUCUUACAACUCAAGAUUCCUUUUUCUUGAUCGGAAUAUAAAGAUUUCAUCUUUUUUCUUCAAUUCUGAUUUGGGGCUUGUUUGAUUUUUCCAUGGCGUAUCAGAUGAGUCCAGGUGGUAGUAGUAGUGGUGGGGGUUCCGGUUCGCCCUUUGCGGGUAGGGGCCCAUAUGGGGUUGGGGAUACCACUUAUACAAAGGUUUUUGUUGGUGGGUUGGCUUGGGAGACCAAGAGUGAAUCACUUCGAAGUUAUUUUGAACAGUUUGGUGAUAUAAUCGAAGCAGUUGUCAUCACUGAUAAACAUACUGGACGCUCUAAAGGCUAUGGCUUUGUGACAUUCCAUGAUCCUGAGGCUGCAUGGAGGGCUUGCGCAAAUCCUAAUCCAAUUAUUGAUGGUAGAAGGGCUAAUUGCAACUUGGCUUCACUUGGGCGACCUCAAGGACUUUUACCUUAUGGACGUUUGAGAUCUUCAAUGCCCUAUCUGGGAAAUCCACAGGCCCCGAGGGGUAUGUAUAUGGGGAGCCCCUAUUAUCAGCUACCAGUUCCUUACAGCUAUCAGCCUGGAUUCUCAUAUCCUCCAUAUAGGUUUCCUGCAUAUGGGCCGGACUAUGUUUACCCACAGAUGUAUGGGAUACCAAGUACUGCUGGCACAAACACAUUGCAAUUUGGCCAACUUGGGGUGCAACCAGGGAGUCCUGCAUAUGCGUUUCGUGGUCAUUUGAUGCCAGGUCCUCAGAUGGUGCAAUAUCAGAGACCUAAUGCUAGCGGAACUACGACAGACAAUGUUCCUCUGAUGCAACUACCAUAUCAUUCAGUGAAGGUGCUUGAUUACCCCAUUUCUUCAGGCGUCACAAUGCCGUCUCCUCGUCAAUCACAGACUGCAGUACAAGCUCGUCCACCGCAAUUCACUCAAAGCAGUGGCUCUGACCAAAUGGCAGGUUGAAUGGUUUAACUGGAUGUAUCACGGAUGAAUUCAAGGAAUUGGCUCGCUGUUAUUUGUGUGGUAGACUUGGAACAUGACCUUGAACGUCAGAUGGGGAGGCAAACAGAGGUCUUCCAAAGUCAUGGCCACCAAGAAUUCGAGGGAAUCACUUGUAAGAUACCAAGAAGUUCAGAUAACCAUAUCAGAAAUGAGGAAGUGCCUGGACUGCUCUUUCGCAGUCUGUAUGGACAAUCCUGCCAGGACUUCAAGUCACUGAUUGAUUAAAGUAUAUAAUUGAACUGAUUGUCGGAAGAUGGUUUCCGCAAUCAGAUUUAGUAGAAUCAACAUAUGAUUCUUUAAAUAGGCCUGGGUCAUCCUGGUCUGUAGGUGUACACUUUUCUUUGAUGUCCAUUUGACGUGUGCGUCUUUUAUUUGUUUUUCUUUUUGGUGUUCCGAUCUCCUUAGGGAUAGGGGAUCAAUAUCCAGGUCUUCAUCUCCAUCUAUGAACUGCUAUUUUCUAGGGACCUUUUCCUCUCGUCACUUUUAUGCUUUUCAAUAUAUGUUCCAGUGUGUUUGUUGUUCCUUAGGAAGUAAGUCUCUCACCUUGUUCUCUCCCUUACUAGAAAGGGAAAAUAAAGGUCGAAAGUAAGGAACGCAGGGCUACUUUCGAGGACUGGAGAAGGUCUCUGAUGCAAAGAUCCCGUGCGAUUAUAUGAGCCAUGUGCACAGAUUUUGCUUGGAGAAUGUGAAUGCUACUCAAUGUAGUUGGUAUAGUUUGAUCCAUCAGAUUGGUACCUCUCAUUGUGUGCAAUACUAGUUGGUAGUAGUGUCUCUUUUUUUCUUGGUCAGGUUCCUUUGUGAACCAAUAUCAGUGGAUGCCUAUUCAUCCUAGAUAGUAAUUUUUCUAUGCUUGUUUUUCUUGUCCAACAGAUUGUUUUCAUAGUUGAGGAGAACAAUUACAUUCUCAA